Hyla sarda is the source of this 6388-nucleotide messenger RNA. RefSeq names its product PHD and ring finger domains 1 (gene PHRF1). The record is from RefSeq and is a predicted model, not a curated record. Lineage: Eukaryota; Metazoa; Chordata; Amphibia; Anura; Hylidae. Bases 487 to 5883 code for a protein of 1798 amino acids. The transcript has 20 exons.
GGUAAAGAAUAAGUCACAUGACCUGUAAAUGAAAAAAUUAAAGAGUUUGGGCUCUUACAAGGGGGGGAGGGAAAAAUGAAAACACAAUACUGAGCCGGUCACUUAGGGGUUAAACGGAAUUCUUCCCGGUCAGUAAUGUCUCCAUAGCGAUCACCCCGUAUUAUACUUCCUAUACAAAAACACUGUAUACAGCAGUUACCUCGGGGUUACUAUCUGCUUACAGCCCCCACACCCCUCUGUCUAAAGUCCAGACGUGUGAUAGGUUCCCUCUCAGUCUCCAUGGCAACUAGGGGAUCUCACCAAGCGCCAUGACGUCACGUAAAGGCGGUCCCUCCUGCCAACCUGACGUCAACACCCACAGCUGUGACCCGGAAGUAGAUCUCCCUGUGUUUCUGGCUUCCGGAUACUGAUUGCCAGUGUUGGGCCGUUCGCACGAAUUAUGCGGUGAAGAGACCCCGGAGGGGGAUGUUUUUCUGAUGCAUUACAAUGGAUGAUGAGGAGAAUCAGGACCAGCUGAUCAACAGGAACACCUCACAAGGGAAAAGCCGACGGCAAGGGCCAUUUGUAGCCAGCGAUGAUGAGGAUGUCGAGGAAUCUGAUGGAUCAGGGAGUGAAGAAGAUGAUGAUAUGGAGGAAGAAGAUGGUGAGGAGGAAGACGGGUCUGAUUCAGAAGAAGAAGAGGAGGAGGAUGAUGAAGAGGAUCUUCCAGUGGGAAGCUCGGACCCUACUCUUUCUACCGUAGAUUUAAAUGAAGGGAUGAGCUCUGAUGAGGAAAGAGAGAAUUGUCCCAUCUGUCUAAAUGGCUUCAGAGACCAGGUUGUGGGGACACCUGAAAACUGCAAUCAUUAUUUCUGCCUGGACUGCAUUGUUGAGUGGUCAAAGAAUGCCAAUUCGUGUCCUGUGGACAGAAUUACCUUUUCAUGCAUUCAUAUCAGGGCACAUUAUGGUGGCGAGAUCCUAAAAAAGGUCCCAGUACAAAGUAAAGCAGAUGAGAACUUGAUAGUAGAUGACAACCCUACAAACUGUGAAGUGUGUGGGCGUAGUGACCGUGAAGACCGACUGUUGCUGUGUGAUGGCUGUGAUGCUGGGUACCACAUGGAAUGUCUGACACCUCCUCUCAAUGCCGUUCCUGUGGAUGAAUGGUUCUGCCCCGAAUGUGCUGCUGCUAAUCAGCCUGAUGACGAUGCAGUUAGUGAGGAGGAAGUGACCAGCCUGCUAGCAGAUGUAGUUCCAACCACAAGUCGUCUGAGGACCAAUGUGAUUAGGACUCGUGCUAUUGCUCGCACCAGGCAAAGUGAGAGGGUGAGGGCUAGUGUUAACAGGAUCCGCACUACAGCACGCAGCAGCCAGAAUGUCCCUAGGUAUUUGUUGUCAUCUCUUCUUGAUGAAACCAUUGAGGCGGUCGUAGCUGGACUUAAUACUGCUGUUUACCAACGAAACCUAACUCCUCGCACCACCACCACAAGGCGGAAAAGAAAAACUGGAAAAAAAACAAGCCAGUCAAAGGUGUCCAAAGGAAGCCGCGGGGUCCGAAAAAAGCGCAAACGACGGGUUAGAAGACGGAGAGUGCGGAAGCUAAUAAAUCGAAAAGUUUCAACUUCUCAUAGCCGCAUUGCUAGAUCCUUGGGUAUACGCAGCCCACCUCGGGGCUCUUCAAUGCCUCGCAUACAGAGGGCACCGGAACACACGUUAGAUUCAAUGAGACAAGAUAUAGGUGCUGCAACCUUCUCUGUGUUUGGAAACCCAAAUGAUCUAGAUCCAUUUGAUAGUCAAGACGACCAGGUUAGUAAUUCCUCAUCGCCACUGACUGCCAAGCGUAGAGUCCUUUCCCGUUCUGCCUUGAGAUCACAUCAGCCUGUUGCAAGGCCCAUCUCUGUGGGACUGUCACGGGGCAGAGUAUCUUCUUUGGCUUCUGAGUCAGUGGCAGUGGCAGAACCUGUGCCAGAUCUUUUGGGAAGUAUCCUGUCUGGGCAGAGCAUUCUCAUGAUGAAGAGUUCUGAUAUUGUGAUCAGUCGAGAUGGUUCUUUAACAGCAAAGAAAUCUGGUGAAGUUUCAGCACAGAACUCAAACUCGAGGGAAGAUACAACGCCAGCUGGUUUUAUGGAAUCAAGCCCAUCGCACUCAGGGUCCCCAACUAUCUCCUCAUCUAUUAAUACAUGGAAGCCUGUUGUACAGCAACCAUCUCUCAGUUUUCCUUCAUCUGAUCUGUACUCACUGUCCCCUGCACCCUCACCUCCUCCAGCAUCACCCUCUUCUAAAGGAAUGGAUAGGUUAUCUGUGCCCAACUCUUCAACUCCUGGGAUUUCUGCAUUCAGACUGAAGAAUGCUUUUACUCCACGGAUUGUCCAAGUGCAGUCCUCUACUGGACGUUUAGCUUCAAAGGGGGCUGAGCCACCUCGCUUGAAUGGGUCUCUUCACAAGCCAGAGUCACCAAGCUUAAAUGAUCCAAUCCCUCCAAAGCCACCAGAGGUCAAACAUUCAAGCAAGCCAUCUGCAAAAAGAAUGGAAAUUUCUGAAUUUCCCCGGAUACCAAAGAUCAAAAAGGAGACUGACAUCAGUCCUAAUAGUGAAGACAGCAGGCGACUGAGUGCUACUAGUGACAGUGCAUAUAGCAGCCUUCCAAGGCCUGGCAUGAACCAGCUAACUGGGAGAGGUGAGAAUAGGCAGUUAGGCAGGUUUGCUACAACACAGAAUACAGAAAAAAACACUCGCCAAGAAUCUCAAGCACCUUCAAGACCCUCUGGUGGUAUUUCAUCUAGUCAUACAGCCUCAGGCAGCAGCAAAGCACCACUUUCUAACUCAAGAAAUGUGGGUUCCUCAGAUUCAGGUGGAGGGGGGCUUAGAAUAACAAUCAGUGGGAGUUCUACCAAUUCUUGUAGACAAUUCAGUCCUAGCGCAAAAGACCCCUUUCGUUCAUCAGAAGGAAAAACACAACAAAAGGCUACAUCUCACCCAUCAACUGUCAAAAGAGAAAAAACUGUUAAAAAUGAAAUUUAUGAUCCUUUUGAGCCAACCGGUUCAGAUUCUGGGUCUGGAAAUAGUCCAAGUCCUGAAAGGCCUGCCACACCACCCAUACCCUCUACAUCCACAGUGAACACUAAUACAACUCAGUCUAGCGGUGUGAAAGUGGGAGCAUUUCGGAGCUUUAAGUUCACCACCCACUCCAGUAGAGUGGCUGUAUCUAAACUUGGACCGGAUUUUUCUGGGAUGUCACCCAACAACAAAGAGCCACAUGACGCUAAUAGCCCAGUAAGUGUAAGUCCAGUGUCUCCCCCUCCCCUUAAAGUGGAAGAGAUCAAAAAGGAAAUUAAGAAAGAAAAAAUUGAGCAUACUCCUUUAAGACUAUCCUGCCCAUUGUCUGGACUAAAAAUUACUUCUGAUCUUAAGGCAGGUGGAACCCGUGGCUUCCAUUUUGAUGUAGAAGAUCAGCCUAAAAUUUCUAUAAAAUCCGAGCCAGACAUCCUUCCAAAUAGGACUGUCCAUCAGAAUACUGCAGGUAAUAGAGUAGUGUGGGAGUCAGAGACUCCCUCAGAGUCCAGCUCUUUAUCUAUUAGUCACAGCAUUGAACCACCAAAAAGGACAAUAACAGUUAAAGAAGAACCGAAAUCAUGCUCAAGAUCGAGAUCUAGAACACCGUCUCGAGGACGAGAAUCGAGGUCUGCUUCUUUGUCUACAGAAGAUAGAGAAAGAAAAUCGAAGUCAAAGUCACACAAGGUAAAGAGAUCACGUAGUGACAGGUCAAGCUCUGGUAGCUGGGAACGUUCUAAGAAGAAGCGUCAAAAAGAGAGAAAGAAAGAAAAGAAAAGGAAAAGCACAGAGUCCAGAGAAAGAAAGAGGUCCAGAUCAAGCAGUCAUAGUAGCUCAUCCCCCAGGACAUACAAUAGUAAGAAAAAAAAAAAAAAGAAGCGUGAUUCAAGGAGUGAAUCAGCUGGUCGCUCCAUUAGUCCUGAGAAAGAAAAAAAGCGGAAACACAAAAGUGACAAAAGUUAUUCCAACAAAGAAGGGAGUUCUAAAGUGAAGGAGAAAAAGAAGCCUAAAGAGGAUCGGGGAAAGCAGCGAUCAAGAUCACAACCAGUGACCAAGGAGUUCAAAGCUCACAAGUCAAGAGACAAAUCUCCAACAUUUAGAGACCAAGAGGUAACAAGACACAUUGUCCUGUCCCCAAAUAACAAUGAAACAACUAUAACUUGUACAGUUAGCUUUAAAUCAGAGUCCCCCACUACUGUUCAGGAAACUAAAAAGUCCAUUCUUGUACCCAAAGAAGAAGUACAUGAAAGACAUACAUUCCAGUACUUGGAAGAUAGUGUUUCCAUUAAAGAAGAAAAAAAAGUGGAAUUAUCUGAUUGUGAUGAGGAAAUAAAGAUGGAAGCAGAAAGUCCUCCUUGGUCUCCAUCUCUUUUGGAUUCUUUGGUUCCUGAAUGCAAGAAUGAAGAAUUCCAAGAACCCCCUUCUCCAAAGGAAUCUUCUCCUUUCAAUUACUUGCUUACUACAUCUGUAGUUAGUCCUCAAGCUUCAUCUUUGUCUAAUGACACAGAGCCAGCAAGUCCUAAGCCUCAAAGUCCUCUGCCAUCUUCUCGAGGGGAUCAUUCCAAGUCUACUGCUGUUCUGAAUGUCAAGAAAGAAGCUGAUGAUCUUCAGUGGUCACCGUCCCAUUUAGAUGAUUUUCUGUUAAAUGAACUUUCUGAUGAUGUGUGCUCUGUGGGAGCUGUCAGCCCCGAUGAUGUUGAUCUUGAAGAGGCAAUAUUGAUGAAGAGAGAAGGAGACUGUAAGGAGCCUAUUGAGAUUAACUUCUCUAAAAAGGCAGUCAUACCAUUUCUACAAGAAGAUGAAACUUCAGGUGAUGGAGGAGCUGGAAACCACAUUGGUGGAAAGACCACAAAUAACAGGAACUCCACAGUGGAAGCUGGCAAGUCUGAUGGCCUUAAGGAAGAAGCAGCUUCUUCUAUUCCAAAAUCCAAACCGCAGAUUAAAAGAGUGACCUGGAACCUUCACCAUAAAGAGUCUGACAAGAAUGCCACCACAGAGAAAUCUGCAUCUCCUCCUUACUGCAGUACUCAGUCGGAGGCUUGGGCAGAUGUACCUAAGUUUACAGUCAAUCAAAUAACCAGUUCCAACCCAGAUCCUUCAAGUGAGUCUUCCAGCCCUCUUGCCUGGAACACCCUGGAUACAUCCUUACAGGGAUCUGAUCAGCUCCAGCCAGCAAGUCAAGGAUCAUGGAAUACAGAAAACAGAACCCAAAAUAAUGUUCUGGGUAAACCUGAAGAACAUGCUGUAAACAAACCUGUAGCUGCAAGUAUGGACAGACAUACAACUCAACAAGUGAAGGACACCAGUCAAAUUCCUUGGAUUACAACAGAUGCUCCUGCUCAGGUGUUCCCACAGACCUUGCCUCCAUUACCUCUUCCACCAGUCUUUCCCCCAUAUGCCCCUAUGAGUGAACCCACAGUGCCCUGUGUAACUCAGAGCAGCAGAACCAUGCCCAGCCAAACCCCAAAACCUGGCAGUCUGGCUACAGCAAAUGAACCCAAGAUGCAGGCAGCCAGCACAGGUGAAGGAAAAGGAAAAUCAAAACCGAAAAAAGGAGAAAAAUUAAAGAAUGAGGAGUACAUGAAAAAGCUUCACAUGCAGGAGAGGGCAGUGGAAGAGGUCAAAUUGGCCAUAAAACCAUAUUACCAGAAGAGGGAAAUCACCAAGGAUGAAUACAAAGAGAUCCUGCGUAAAGCUGUGCAGAAGAUAUGCCACAGCAAGAGCGGGGAAAUUAAUCCAGUAAAAGUGGUGAACUUGGUUAAGGGCUAUGUGGAUAAAUACAAACACAUAAGAAAUAAACAGAAGAAGUCAGGAACAUUUGAGGACCAUGACUUUGGCCGAGAUUCACCCAUAUAAAGUAUGAAGUGCAGAGUGCAGACUAAGUAGAUAUCUUUAACUGGAGGUUAUCUGGUCACACUCCCUCCCCCUUCUCAGUGGAUGAACUAUAUUACAAAGAGGAGACGAUUUUCAUUUUUCAGGACAAAAAAAAUGUUUGGUUUAUUCUUAUAAACCGUCUGGGAUUUUUGUUUGCCGGGUUUGAACCAUAUUGCCAUAUACUGCACACCGCUCUGCCAACUUUCAUUUUACAGAGACAUGGAAGAAAAUACUUAACAGGCAGAAGUAACACUGUGUCCUCAAGACUUGGGAUCAUUGUUGACAGCUGUUGUUAUAUCCCUUUGUAGUUUGUGUUACUAAAGUAUACACAGAAAAUUGAAUAGAUACAUUUGUAACAAACUUUUCUUUCUGUGGGUACACUUUUCAUUGGUGUGUAAGAGAGGUGAAGCCUAGCCUUUAAUAAUGAGAGCAAUGGAAAAGGUUCUGGAAUAAAGAUUUGUCCUUUGACACUGAAAUAUGUAUGAAG